GUCAACACACAUCUGACGUGUACACAACGGAUCCUCCAUUUCGCAAAAUAAAGCUUUCAAUAUUGAUGAGAAAAGAAAGAAAGUUUAAAAUGAUGUUACUGUAUUGAUAUUUUUUUCAAACAUGACAAGUAAGUCACCUAAUACACUUAUUUCACCCAAAACAAGAAGAUUUGGUAUACGUAAAUCUCCACGUCUAACAGAAUUUGAGAAUGUAAGAGAAAAUUCUGAAAAUCCGAAAUACGAUGAAAAAGUUAGCAGAUACAAUAUCACGUCAAUUGAACUUGAUAACAGUUUUAUACAUGAUAACCCGUCCGAUAACAACACAUAUGCAACAGAAGACACUAUUGAUAAAUGCAUAGCAAAUAUCAAUCAUGACAACAAAAUACAUCGCCAUGUCAAGGCUGAAAAACUACCAUCGCCAAGACAAACAGUAAGACGUAAAAUAUCUUUCGAUGGUUCAGAAAAUCUAGAAACCGUUCGAGAUAGUGAAUUGAUUUCAGAUGAAGUGAAAGAAGCAGAAAUACCCAGACGAAAAAAAUUACGCAGCGAAAUGACAGAUGAUGAAUUAUGGGAGGGGUUUCCACAAAAUAUUAGGUUUAAAAGACUAACACCACAAAAAUGUACGCUUGGUAAAUUAUCAGCUGAACAGAACGAAAUCGCAACAAUCAAUGAUGAAGCCGAUUGUACAAUAAAAUCAGAAACGGUAGAUGAAAUGGGGAUCAAAUCGGGCCUAAAAACGUCAACGCCAGUGAAAUCUAGAGCAAUUGUUAAUAUAUUUGCUGAUUUUCCUAAAGUGGUUCAUGAAAAUAACACGAGUUCUUUAAAGAAUCUUGACCUCAAUUCGAGCCCAAAACGACACUGCCCUCUUACUACACCCACUAAAAGAAGCGCUAGAUUACAAGAACGUCGAGAGAGUCCAUUAUUAAAGAACGACCAAGACUUCCUUUUGAAAUCUUAUACAAAAGACUUGUACACUGGUAAUAAUCAAACAAAACAGAAAAACAAAAUUUAUCCCAAAAAGCUGGUUCAAGAAGCUAAUAAGGACGAUGUGAUUCCAACCCCCGAUACACAUAAUGCAAAUGAUAACGAAGCAAUGAAAAUACUUUAUAGAGAUGUGAUUUCAAAGGAACACCAAGAAAAUAAUUGUGAAACCACUAGCAUGAAAAACAAAGUUGUUGACAGUGAGACAGAAAGCAUUUCAAUACCUGAAAUAUUGCAGAAGUCUAAAGAGUACUGGAAUACGGAGAAGGCAAACAUUGGAAAUAACUUGGAUUCAUCUGUAAGCAGUAAUGAUAGUAUUGAGGAAAUAAACAAUGAUAUAUACACGGAAACAGAGACUGGUUUUAGUUAUCCAAAUGACAAUAAUGAAAAAACAAACACCAAAGCUGGUGAUUGUAGGAAUUCUUCAAUAAACUCCAAAUCAACUUCUUUGCAUAAUUUACAAGACAAAUGUCCAGACAGAAAAGAAACACCACAAAUUUCAGUACAGUCCUCUUGUGAAUCUUUGAGAAAAGACAAUUCAAAAACACCUUAUGAAAGAGCUGCACUAAAAUUAAGAAUCAGGAAAGUGAAUGACGGGGCUGAGGUUGUAUAUUCUGGUAACAAAGACGAUCACGCAUAUGUACUGAAUACGACAAGGAGCAACAAAGGAAGGAACACAUCACAUGAAGCAAGGUCAAAACGGAAGAGGUUCUUAUAUAGCGACACGGGAGAGUCAUCUGUGAAGAGAAGAAGUCACAGAGUAGCCAAUGCCUCUACAGUUGGAAAAGGUCCCGGUAUGGCAGAAAUGGAAACCCAAGAGGAAUUGGAAAGGACAAAGUCGGAACAGUGUAGUCCGUUAACAAAACCAGAGAAAACGAAGAAAAAGAACGUUCCAGAAGAUGAACAGCUAUUAAAAAAUAAUCGAGUAGGAAAAUACGCAUGUAUACUGUGGUCGAGUGAACACAGACGCCAUUUUCAGCAGCUUCAUAGUGGUUCGUCUACAGAAGAGGUAGACAAUUUGAUGCGUAAAGCUUGGGAAGAUCUGGAAGACAGAGAUAAAUUAAGAUACUUCACAAGGGCCAAAAACGCAAUGAAAGAUGAAAACAAACAUUCAAAUCAAUUUGCAACAGACCUAGCAGAAGAAGAUAGGCUUCCAUGUCCAGCAAUGGUCAGGUUUCUGUCCCUUUCCUCAUUAGAUCAAGACGACGAACUUAAACGUUGGCUCAAAUUCUUUUACGAAGUUUCACCAAAUGAGUAUGCAAAAUUAAAAACCUUGGAAAAGCCAAAGCAGAGGAAAGAGGAACUUAAAUCUAAACAAAACAAGGACCCGCUUCAGUAUUACAGGAGGAUUCUAUAUCAAAGCAUUCUAGACUCAAAAGACAAAAUUAAAGAGAUAUAUGAACGCAAAAGGCAAAGACAACAAGAAAUUCUGAAAGAAUCUUUUGGUGCUAUUGUAAAGCGACUCAUAACAGGGAAUUCAGCAGACGACAUGAAAUUUUCACGAGAUGUAGUUUCCAAGAAGUUGGCAGAAGUUCUUUUUGAUUUGCAAUAUCUUGAGAAAGAACGUCGAGUUGGUGUCUCUGGUGCUCCAGUUCAAUCAGAAAGCUUUGAAAACUUGGUAAAUAACUUGAAAGCAGACGAUAGGACAGACAACAGAACAAUAUGUGAACCGGCAAUGGACGCAGAAAAGGAAUAUGCAAAUGAGAAAUGUGAUGUUACUAAUCUAGAUGAGGUGAAUGACAAUGAAAACGAUUUUUCACAGGAUCUACUUGAUAAGAUUGCAGAUAAAGAUUUGCCCCUUUUGGAAGUGGAUUCUCUACAGGAUGUUUUAGAACCGACCGAGCCAGAUGACGAGGAGAUGUUUUCAGAUGAAAUAUUCGAACAGUUGUCUACAAUAUUUGAACAACACGCAAGAAAGGAAUUGAUAAUAAACGACGAGAAAACUGAGAUACGUAACCCUGCAAGCGUUCUCAACAACUGGGUGUUAGCUGAUCAAUUUAGGUCGCUGGCUAGAGGCGUCAAUAACAAUUCUAUGUACUCUCUUAUAGACAGAAAGCAAUUGUUACCAUUCCUUCAUGCAAGAGAGAGGGCAAAGUGUUACAUGGGCAUUAAUAAACCACAAAGUAUCUCGCCCAACUCCUCAAAACCAAAAGCAGAACGCGAACGAUACCAGGCUAAAAUCGAUCGGCUAAAUUUCCAGAAACAAACGGUUAUACACACUUGCCCAACUGGCCAAGCUAUACAAAUGGUUGGAACUCCGAGAUAUGGAUUACAAGUUCCACAAGUAAGACCAGCGAUUCAAAUGGCAUCACCACACAGUCUUAUACGUCGGGCAACAUUGCCACAAACAUUCGUCAAAUACACUUCACAACCUCUUGGUCGCUAUCGUGUCUUCUCUGUAAGACAAACGAAUUGAUGACUGCUAUGCUCUAAGGACAACUAACUGUGCAUAAAACAAACAUGUCUUUCUAAACCAAAAGUCUGUGAUAUUUCUCCUUUUCUUUUUUUAAUAUAUAUACAUGUACAUGUAAAUCUGUAUUGUUAAGAUUUAACUGACAUAUUGAAAUAUAAUGUCAUACUGAAUUAUUUUCAAGGACAACUAACUCGCUCUGAAGCAUCUAAUGCUUUCCAUGGUAGAGCGCUUCUGUAAGAAAAUUUCAUUUUGCUUUUUUUGUCAGAUUAUAUAAUAAUGGAUGUCAGAAGAUCUGAUGAAAAUAUACGGGUUUCUGUAAGAUGAAAUGAAUGGUAAUAUUUAUUUUUGCUUCUGUAUAGUUGUCUUUCGGCUAUACAACAUUUACUUCUGACGUAUCAUAAAUAAUCUCUUUGGCAUAAAGCAUUUAAUGUUUUGGUUUUGGGCACCUUAAUUCUUAUUGUUUUAUAAUCUAUAGAAUUUAUUUGAUAUUUAUAAAGUGAACACAUUGAUGUCACGAAUUGAGUUUGAAUAAAUAUCAUAAAUUCAGAUGGUUUACGUCUACAAGUCGAUUAAUGGUUAACAAACAACAUGAAAGAAAAAUCUAAAAACAUUAUCUGUGGAUAACGUUUGCUCAAGGCUUAUGUUUUGAAACUUAUUUAAAAAAAAAUCACAAUAUUUAUUAGCAAGUAAAUAAAAUUAUAAUGAAUUGAAAUAUGCUCAUGUCAUUUUUUUCAUUGUUUCAUACUUCUGAUAUCGUGGUAUUGUUGACAAAUGACAUGUAGUAGAGCCUAUUCUUACUUAGCUUGUUUAUGCCAAUCGCUGCAAAUUAUAUAAUAUUAUAAAGCCGGUUCUUCCGUGUGUCUAAAUUUGUUGUUAUCUUUAAAUAAUUAUUGUCUCCAUAUUUUGUUGGG
This is a messenger RNA of Mytilus trossulus (common blue mussel), 4305 nucleotides long. RefSeq lists its product as uncharacterized. The record is from RefSeq and is a predicted model, not a curated record. Lineage: Eukaryota; Metazoa; Mollusca; Bivalvia; Mytilida; Mytilidae. Bases 122 to 3397 code for a protein of 1091 amino acids. The transcript has 5 exons.